UAUAAUCUAGUGGACGGGACGCUUCUUCAACAACACAGCUAGUCAAACCUCUUCGGUAGCUUGCAAGCCAACAUAGCCGAAACUUUACAGUUCUUUAUAAACUUUCUGUGUAUAUUAGCCUCUGUGUUUUAAGCAAACUUAUGUUGUAUAGCUAGUUGCCGCAUUUAAUUUCAUUUUACGUUGUUAGUAGUCAGCUAGCUGGCUUGCUAAAUUAGCGCAGCACUAUUGCUAACUAGCUAGCUAACAUCCCCGACCAUGAGCUCCCUAAACUACUCCUCCCCUGCUAAAGAAGAGGGGGUCAGAUGGACGGAGAAAGAAACUCUCGUGAAAGAGGAGAAGGAAGAGGAGGCUGUUACAGUGAAACAAGUAGAGGGUGAGGCUGUUACAGUGAAACAAGUAGAGGGUGAGGCUGUUACAGUGAAACAAGUAGAGGGUGAGGCUGUUACAGUGAAACAAGUAGAGGAUGAGGCUGUUACAGUGAAAAAAGAGGAAGAAGCUUUCAGAGUGAAAGAAGAGGAUGUUACUGCGGAAGAAGAAAAGGAAGAGGACAUGUUUGGAGUGAAGGAGGAGGGGGAGAUUACUGUCACAUUGGAGGAGGAGACAGGAGAUCUGAAUAACACCAAAGACCGACCAGACUCAGAGGAACCAGAGACGUCUGAUCCAGCGAGACGACACCACUGUUCACAGUGUGGAAAGAGUUUUACCCGUUUAGGGAGCCUUAAAAACCACAAGAGAACACAUGCAGAGAAGAAGUCUUACAACUGCUCUCAGUGUGGAAAGAGUUUUAGCUGGUCUGGGCAACUGAAAGAACAUGAGAGAAUACACACAGGAGUGAAGCCUCACCAGUGCUCCCAAUGUGGAAGGAGAUUUUUCAAGUCAUCACAUCUGAACGAGCAUAAGAAAAUACACACAGGAGAAAAAACGUUCCAAUGCUCUCAGUGUGGAAGGACAUUUUCCCGAUCAGGGGACCUGAAAUCUCAUGAGAGAACACACACAGGGGAGAAGCCUUAUCACUGCUCUCAAUGUGGAAAGAGUUUUUCCCGUUUAGGGAACCAAAAAAUGCAUGAGCGAAUACACACAGGAGUGAAGCCUUACCACUGCUCACAGUGUGAAAAGAGUUUUGCGAAGUUAGGGAACCUUAAAAUACAUAACCGAAUACACACAGGAGAAAAACCAUUCCAAUGCUCUCAGUGUGGAAAGACAUUUUCACGAUCAGGGGACUUGAAAUCACACGAAAAAAUACACACAGGGGAAAAGCCUUAUCACUGUUCCCAUUGUAAAAGUAGUUUUAGCUGGUCAGGGCAACUGAAAGAGCAUGAGAGAACACACACAGGAGUGAAGCCUUACCACUGUUCCCAGUGUGGAAAGAGUUUUAGGAGGUUGGGGUCCCUUAAAUCACAUAAGAUGUAUACACACACAGGAGAAAAGCCAUGCAACUUCUCCCAGUGUGAAAACAAUAAGUAUUUGUCAUUAGGGGACAUGAAAAAGCAUGAGGGAACACACUCUGUAGAGAAGCCUUUCCAGUGCUCUCAGUGUGGAAAGGGAUUUAUCCAGUCAUCCCAUCUGAAAGUGCAUAAGAGAAUACACACAAGAGAGAAGCCAUUCCAAUGCUUGCAGUGUGGAAAGAGUUAUACCCGGUUAGGGAAUUUGAAAACGCAUGAGAUGACACACACAGGAGAGAAGCCUUUCCAAUGUCGUCAGUGUGGAAAGCGUUUUACCUGGUUAGGGAACCUGAAAAUGCAUAAGGUGACACAUAAAGUAGGAUAGCCUCACCUCUUUUCCCAGUGUGAAAAGGGUUUUGUUCAUUUAAAGGGCUUGGAAAGAGCAUGAGAAAGUACAUACACAGGAGGAGAAGACAUACCACUGCUCUCAUUGCCCAAAUACAUUUUCAGAGGACCUGAAAUCACAUGAGAGAAAAAAGAGAGGCUGUGUUCUGACUUAUUUUUUUGAUUAAGAAUUUUCGUUUUUGGGGUUUGUGACAUGAAAUCUAAUUGUAUAUAUUAAAUCAUACUCACAAUUAGGCCUACAUUUGUUUUUAGUUUUUAAAUCUCCAGACAUGGUCAUAUCUCAAAUCUGAUUCAAUCAAAUGAAAUGUGUAUUAGGUUUUCAUUAUAUACAUUGAUUGAAUGGAUGCAAAUGUGGAUGUUAAUUUGAUGAUUUGGAUAUUUAAAAAUGUAAAUGAACAAGUAUAUUAAUAUUAUUCAGAUUUCUUUAUUCUAACCUUGAAAACCUCUUGAAUUAGUUGUUGUGUGUCAUUGACUUAAUUUGUGUUCUAGUCAUCAAGGAAUAUGAAAAUGUGAUAGUGUUGUUCUGAUGAUGACAUUGGACAUUAAAAACACUCACUACCUCA
Molecule: messenger RNA, 2350 nt
Organism: Salvelinus fontinalis (brook trout)
Lineage: Eukaryota; Metazoa; Chordata; Actinopteri; Salmoniformes; Salmonidae
Product: zinc finger protein ZFP2-like
Exons: 2
Coding region: 256-1767 (503 amino acids)
Biological process (GO): regulation of DNA-templated transcription
Molecular function (GO): RNA polymerase II cis-regulatory region sequence-specific DNA binding; DNA-binding transcription factor activity, RNA polymerase II-specific
Source: RefSeq, a predicted model, not a curated record